CACCAUUAAAUCUCUAAUAGAGCUUGUAUCCUUGUGCUUAUAGUAUUUGACUUCCUUCCUAAAAUCAAAACAACAUGUAAAGUCACUGGUUGUAUCUCUUCCAAAAUCCUCCAUGGCUUUCUUCUUCAUGUCUCUCAAGCGUUAAUUUUGACUAUGUUCUUGUAUAUGUUGAGAAUAUCAUCAUGUUAAGAAAGGGCUUGACAAGAUUUCAAUGGCGUUAAUUCUGCAAGUCUGCAACUGGCAGAAAUUCCCAGAUGUAAUCCAAUGCCAAUUGAAGUCUGAAUCUUUUUCGCCUCAAAAAGGCUAGCCCACAAAAGGAAAAAAAAUCUUGCCUUCUUUGCCUGAUUCAGAUUCUAUAGCCCAUUCUGUGGGUGUGAGAGCUUUUGCCCAGUAUGUAAGAUCAAUUUUUUUCUUGGAACCCAAGUAAUUGUAACUCUUGCCUGUUCUUCUGUUCCAGAUCCCAUUUCCCAGUUUAGUCUAUUAGAGUGAUCAUGUAGGUCUAUGAAAGCAAUUCACCAGUUAGAUGGAAUAUCAGAUUUUAUCUUUCCUAUUUUUAGCUAUGGAGUUCAAGUAAUUGUAACUCUUGGCUGUUCUUCUGAUUGAGAUCCCAUAUCUCGUUUUAUUGUAUUAGAGUUGUCAUGUAGGUCUGUGAAAAGAACUGGCCAGUUAGAUGUAAUUAUAUCAGAUUUUUUCUUUUCUGUUUUUAGCUAUGGAGUUCAAGUAAUUGCAACUCUUGGCUGUUCUUCUGAUCCAGAUCCCAUAUCUCGUUUUAUUGUAUUAGAGUGGUCAUGUAUGUCUGUGAAAAGAACUGGCCAGUUAGAUGUAAUUAUAUCAGAUUUUUUCUUUUCUGUUUUUAGCUAUGGAGUUCAAGUAAUUGCAACUCUUGGCUGUUCUUCUGAUCCAGAUCCCAUAUCUCGUUUUAUUGUAUUAGAGUGGUCAUGUAUGUCUGUGAAAAGAACUGGCCAGUUAGAUGUAAUUAUAUCAGAUUUUUUCUUUUCUGUUUUUAGCUAUGGAGUUCAAGUAAUUGCAACUCUUGGCUGUUCUUCUGAUCCAGGUCCCAUAUCUCGUUUUAUUCUAUUAGAGUGGUCAUGUAGGUCUGUGAAAGUAAUUGGCCAGUUAGAUGUAAAAUCAAAUUUUCCUUUGUGUCUUCAGUCAUAGAGUCCAAGUAAUGCUUGAACAUGGAAUUUCUUUUCCCGAUUGCCCAAGUCUUUGAAUAUAUGUUCCCUCUUACCCCAGAAUUUAACUGAGAAGAUUUUAUAUUCUUUUACUAGGAUGGCUAAAUGAAUAUUGAACUUCGACUAACACAAAUACAAAAGAUUGUAUUAUACAAAGCCUUCUUAGAUUGUAAUCAGAGAGCUCUACUGUAGCCUUACAAAGUGAAUUUGAAUUUUGUCUAUAAUUUUGGAGGUUCCAAAAUAAAUUAUGGAAAUCCAAUCUCAACUUUCAUAAAUCUGUUAUAUUUUUUUUAAUAAGUCUAUAUUAUCAUUUGUAAGACAUUCCACUGUACACGGUCAAGUGUCAAAUACAAGAGUUUACAAUUCCCUUCUGUGUCUUACUCUACCUUGCAAUGGAGGAGACAUUUGUACCAUUUCGAGGGAUCAAGAAUGAUCUUAAAGGAAGACUACUGUGUUACAAGCAAGAUUGGACCAGUGGCUUCACUGCAGGAUUCAGGAUCCUUGCCCCCACAACUUACAUAUUCUUUGCAUCAGCAAUUCCAGUGAUAUCAUUUGGGGAACAACUGGACAGAAACACAAAUGGUGUUUUGACUGCAGUUCAAACAUUGGCAUCUACUGGACUCUGUGGAAUCAUACAUUCCUUUUUGGGUGGUCAUCCAUUGCUGAUUCUCGGAGUAGCUGAGCCAACUGUGCUUAUGUAUACAUUUAUGUUCAACUUUGCCAAAAACCAGAAGGAUUUGGGCCCCCAUUUGUUUUUGGCUUGGGCAGGAUGGGUAUGUGUCUGGACUUCAUUUUUGUUGAUUUUGUUAGCAAUCCUGGGUGCAUGCUCAAUCAUCAAUAGGUUUACCCGCGUAGCCGGUGAACUUUUCGGUUUGCUGAUUGCAAUGUUGUUCUUUCAAGAGGCUAUUCGUGGUCUUGUUGAUGAGUUUCGUGUCCCAGAUGGGGGAAAUCUAAAACUUGAGCAGUUCCAACCCUCAUGGCGUUUUGCGAAUGGAAUGUUUGCGUUGGUUCUCUCAUUUGGACUUCUAUUGAGUGGACUACGGAGCCGCAAAGCCCGAUCUUGGCGUUUUGGGACAGGGUCACUGAGAGGUAUUAUUGCCGAUUAUGGAGUACCAUUGAUGGUUCUUGUGUGGACUGGAGUUUCAUAUGCUCCUGCUAAGCAUGUUCCAAGUGGAAUUCCCCGGCGUCUUUUCAGUCCUAAUCCAUGGUCACCUAAUGCCUAUGCCAACUGGACAGUUGUUAAGGAUAUGCUUGAUGUACCAGUCAUAUAUAUCAUUGGAGCAUUUAUUCCAGCUACAAUGAUUGCCGUGCUUUACUAUUUUGACCAUAGCGUGGCAUCCCAGCUUGCCCAACAAAAAGAAUUCAAUUUGAAGAAGCCAUCUUCAUUUCAUUAUGACUUGCUUCUGCUGGGAUUUUUGACUAUUUUAUGUGGUCUACUUGGCAUACCGCCUUCAAAUGGUGUUAUUCCUCAAUCUCCCAUGCACACUAAAAGUUUAGCUACUCUCAAACAUCAGUUGUUGCGCAAAAAGUUAGUAAGAACAGCUCAUGAAAGCAUUCGGGCUAAUUCAAACUUAGGGGAGUUAUAUGGACGCAUGCAAGAAACUUACCAGCAAAUGCAAACUCCAUUGGUGUACCAGCCUCCACCUACCUGGGCACUUAACCAAUUUAAGGAUACCACAAUUCAGUUAGCCACAAGUGCUGGAACUAUAGAUGCUCCAGUUGAUGAAUCAGUUUUCAAUGUUGAGAAGGACAUAGAUGAGCUUCUACCCAUUGAAGUUAAGGAACAAAGGCUUAGUAACUUGUUGCAAGCUACCAUGGUGGUUUGUUGUCUUGGUGCAAUGCCUGUGCUUAAAAAGAUCCCAACUUCUGUCCUUUGGGGUUACUUUGCUUUCAUGGCCAUAGAGAGUUUGCCUGGAAAUCAAUUCUGGGAAAGAAUACUGCUUGUGUUCACUGCUCCAAGCCGUAGAUUCAUGGUUCUGGAGAAGCAUCAUGCUUCAUUCAUUGAAACAGUGCCUUUCAAAACAAUUGUGAUGUUUACCAUAUUCCAGACAUGCUAUUUACUGGCUUGUUUUGGCAUAACCUUGAUUCCCAUAGCUGGUUUGCUUUUUCCAUUGCUUAUAAUGUUGUUGGUCCCCAUAAGACAGUACGUUCUUCCAAGGUUUUACAAAGGACCACAUCUUCAAGAAUUGGAUGCAGCUGAGUACGAAGAGUCACCUGCAAUACCAUUCGACACAACACAUAGUGACGCUGGUGGGUCAAAAGCAGAUGAAGCUGAAAUUUUGGAUGAGAUGAUUACAAGAAGCCGUGGUGAAAUUAGACACACACAUAGUCCAAAGAUAACUAGUACAAGUGAAAGCACACAGCCUGGUGAAGCUUGGAAUGCUUUAAGUCCACGUCUUGCAGAAUCUGAUCGAGCAUAUAGUCCUCGUAUCAAUCAGCUCAGACAUAUGCAUAGGGGAGAUGCAUCAGUAGUGAACCCGAAUAUGUCACCUUUAAAAAUCAUACCCGGUAGUUUUGAAUAACUCAUAAUUUCUCUUGUAGGUUAUUUGAUGGGUUGGCUAUUUGUCUAUGCCAAUGUAUCAGUGUGUUUUUGUCAUAGAAGUUUAGUGAAUUGUCUUUUAAGUCAUGUUUUGUUAA
Messenger RNA from Cryptomeria japonica (Japanese cedar), 3812 nucleotides. RefSeq names its product boron transporter 1. Gene Ontology annotation, molecular function: solute:inorganic anion antiporter activity. The transcript has 12 exons. Gene Ontology annotation, cellular component: plasma membrane. NCBI's taxonomy places the organism in Eukaryota, Viridiplantae, Streptophyta, Pinopsida, Cupressales, Cupressaceae. The coding region runs from base 1568 to 3697 and encodes 709 amino acids. Gene Ontology annotation, biological process: monoatomic anion transport; monoatomic ion homeostasis; transmembrane transport. The record is from RefSeq and is a predicted model, not a curated record.